Molecule: messenger RNA, 1763 nt
Organism: Diospyros lotus (date-plum)
Lineage: Eukaryota; Viridiplantae; Streptophyta; Magnoliopsida; Ericales; Ebenaceae
Product: putative DNA glycosylase At3g47830
Exons: 6
Coding region: 97-1524 (475 amino acids)
Biological process (GO): base-excision repair
Molecular function (GO): catalytic activity
Source: RefSeq, a predicted model, not a curated record
UUAAAAUACAAAAAUUAAAUUUACUCAAAAAUAUAAAUUUAUGAAUAUAAUCAAAAUAAUAAAAAAAUAAAAAUCAGAAAAAUAUGUGGGCAAAAUAUGGGUUUGGCUAGCAAAGAGGCAACAAAACAACGCAUUCCAAACGCGGCCUUCAUAGUUCAACCGGCAAAUGAUCAAUUAUACCGGCAAGGGAUGCAUUCAAGCCGUAAAAGGAAGAAGCAAACUCAGCCCCAACGCCGCCCCUCGCCGCGGCGGACAAAUUCCGACCCAACCAGCGCCGGCGCCGGCGGCAAGGAACCUUACCCAUCUCACCCUCGUCCAACGGCCGAAGAAUGCCGGUCCGUGCGACUCGAGCUCUUGGCCCUCCACGGCUUCCCCGAAGAAUUCGCCAAGUACCGCUCCCAAAGACCCGACCUUCUUCCCUUGCCCCUGACCGGCGGCGACCAAUCUCCGUCCGGACCCGAAGGUUCUGGUCCGGCGGAAAGCGUUCUGGACGGGUUGGUCAGCGUCAUACUCUCGCAAAACACCACUGAUUCCAACUCUCAGAGGGCUUUUGCUUCUCUCAAAUCCGCUUUUCCUACUUGGGAAGAUGUUCUUGUUGCUGAAUCAAAAUCUAUAGAAAACGCCAUAAGAUGCGGUGGUUUAGCUCCAACCAAGGCCUCUUGUAUAAAGAAUAUCUUGAGUUGUUUGCUUGAGAAAAGGGGUAAACUGUGCUUGGAGUACCUUCGAGAUUUUUCAGUUGAUCAAAUCAAGGCUGAGCUCUCUCAAUUUAAAGGAAUUGGCCCCAAAACGGUGGCUUGUGUUUUAAUGUUCCAUCUUCAGCAAGAUGAUUUUCCAGUGGAUACGCAUGUUUUUCAGAUUGCGAAGGCUGUUGGUUGGGUACCCGAAGUGGCAGACACAAAGAAGACAUACCUUCAUCUAAAUCAACGGAUUCCAAAUGAACUGAAGUUCGAUCUCAACUGUCUUUUGUUUACACAUGGUAAGCUCUGUAAGAAAUGUACAAAACGAAGCUGUCAGCAAGAAGUAGAAUCAAAUGUCGAUUCCUGCCCUUUAUUAAGUAAUGGGCAUGAUGAUGGUUGUUAUGUGAAAGCAUGUUUCUUCCAGCUAGUUGGGAUUUUACUCGUACAUGGACAUUGGCUUGUUGAGAAAAUGCAGAAUCUCCUUAACCUACAGACAAUCAAUAGCAAUGGUAACAGCAAAAGACGAUUGAACCACCAAGAAAUCAAUCAAAUUCAAGUCUUGGGGCCGCCAUUGAAAGCGUCGCAGCGGGCUCUUACCUCGCCGCGACGGCCAGUCUUCACAUCGAUGAUGCUCAUCUUCUCCAUUGCCCGGGCAAAUGUGUUGAAGAAGGCUGUUUGGUUCUUCGCGUACUUCUCAACAAUCGGUCUUGUUCUUCCAUCCUCCAAGAACUUUUGGUCCGACGACAACAACCCCAGCCCUCGGAGCAAGUUUUGGAAGUACAUGUUGUCGAAAAUCCCUGGUGUGAUUGGGUCAUUGAAGGCUGCCAUGGCUGGGACUUUUGUGUAAUUAGCGCACAUCGUUCUCAAACGCGCUGCAAAAUUAGGGUUGAGCGUAGGGUCGAAUCCUGAUUUGGAGCUGAAGUUGAAGAUCCUGUUGCUAAAUUGACUGCAAUGGGAGAAUCCGAUGGUGUGUCCACCGCCGGUUAACGCCAACAUUUCCUCAAUAGUGAAGCCCUUUUUGGUGAACAUGUUGAUCAUCUGGUUAAUGGUGGUGUUAACCCUAGGCAAGUUACCUGUUAGAAUAAA